Molecule: messenger RNA, 2647 nt
Organism: Phaedon cochleariae (mustard beetle)
Lineage: Eukaryota; Metazoa; Arthropoda; Insecta; Coleoptera; Chrysomelidae
Source: the annotation of a GenBank genome assembly
AUGGAAGAGCCUGAUGACGAUUUUGCAAAAGCAAUUGGUACCAAAAUUCUCGUAUAUGAAAUUGACGGACAUGGAAGGUUGAUAGAACCCCCGAGUAGGGCUUCUGCUUGGAGAUAUGGCUUCAACACCCCUCACAAUUACAAUGACCAUGAGCUGUUCUGUGGAGGAUUCACCAGACAAUGGGUGAAAAACGAAGGAAAAUGCGGUGUUUGUGGGGAUCCCUGGGAUUCCAAGUCUCCCAGAGCCCAUGAUUACGGCGGCACGUACGGCCAGGGCGUCGUGGUGCGCAAAUACGCCGUCGGCAGCGUCAUUUCGAUCAGAGUGGAGUUGACUGCCAGCCACUACGGCUACUUCGAAUUCUCCGUUUGCCCGAAUUACAAGAACCCCACGCAACAGUGCCUCGACGGCAACCUGCUGAGGUUGGCGAAACCCCAAGAGAACGUCGACCAUCGCGGAGUGAGGUACUUUCCGAAGGACGGCAGCAAAGUGUACGAGAUGAAGUAUCGCUUGCCGAAUAAGAGCUGCGAUCACUGUCUGAUGCAGUGGAGGUAUAUUGCCGGUAACAAUUGGGGCAACUGUCCGAACGGUACAGGAGCUGUGGGCUGCGGUCCUCAGGAGGAGUUCCGCGCAUGCGCAGACAUCGCCAUUUCGGGCAAAUCCGACCUGCCGAUGGUGCCCGAGCUGGAGGAAGCGCCUGCUUCCAGUACGACGACGGUGGCGCCUCCUGCCGUCCCGACGCCGCAGGAUUCCUACAGCCCCAUAUCUACCUUCCUUGUCACUCUGGUGUCUUUUUUAGUGGUAUUUUCGAUAUUUUUCCUUAUCUACUGUCACUUCUACCAGGUUGGUAGCCAAGUGAAGAGGUGGAUAGAGGGGCCCAGCAAGGAAAAAGAAAAGGUGGCGGCUGGCCCACCGCAGCCCCCACCUAGAGCCAAAAGGGCCAAGAGCCCAUCGAGGAAGCAGGAUGUUGGGGACGACAUGCACGAAGUCGAUUUGAGGACUGAUAGUAUAGCAUGAACCAACACCGGUUCUUUUCUUUGCAUGUGGGCAUGUUAUUUAAUGUUCAGCUAGCGUUGAGACAGAUCUUGUCUGAAUUCAAAACUUGAUGUUUUUACCCAAAUCACCUAGACGAAAUGUGUCUCUUGUCUGAGUUACAGGGUGUUUUAUUUGGACUUUUGAAAAUAAUUUUCGCCCAGUACUUAAUUCAACGUAUUACAUAUUGUCAUAUUUGGUAGGGAGUGUGAGUCCUAUACAUCCUAUUAAUUAUCUUGAAUUAACGUUUCUGGCUAUUACCAGAGGCGUACGACAGGGGCAAGUGACUGGUUGAUCCCUCACAAAUAAUUGUGCAGCUUCAUGUUUGACUUUAUCGCUAUGAGGAAAGAGUACAAUAUCUACCUGAAAAUUGUUGGAGAAUCGGAAAACUAUGUUAUAAUUGUAAUUUCGCCAGUGGCGUAGAAUUUGGGAGGGUACAACCAGUAACUUUUGCCCCUGUCGUACGCCUCACUGGUAAUAGCCAGAAACGUUCAUUCAACAUAAUUUUAGUAGGGUGUAUAGUACUUACACUCCGCACCAAAUAUGACAAUAAUACGUCGAAUAGUUUUCAAGUACUGGGCACGAAUGAUUUUUAAAUUUCCAAAUGAAACGCCCUGUAACUCAGAUAGGACACAUUUUAUCUAGGUGAUUUGGGUUGAAUCGUCAUAUUUUGAGUUCAGGAUUCUAUAAUUGAAAUAUUUCCAAUUAGUAAAGAAUCACCCUGUAUAUUUUGGUGUUAAAAAAAUGAUACAUGAAAGAAUCCGCCCGGGUUCUUUCUUCAUGCAUUACAGCAUGUUUACAAGGUUUAGAUCUAUGUUUUAGGUGUACUUGGACAUGCGCAAAUGGUAUGCAAUUUUUUCCGUAGCAUAUAUAUAGCACAAUCAUGUAUACUUCUUAAAGGCAGCCUUUUUGAAAAGGAGGAAAAAUGAUUUUUUUUUAAUGCAACUACACCUGACAUUUUGGGCUCACGAAAACGGUAUGCCUUUGUUGGUAUUUUCAACGCAUAUCAUUUAUGUUUCACUUUGGAACAAAGACAGCUUGAGUGAAAUCGAAAUCGGUUAAUUUGCGAACAAAUAUUGUUAAUUAACUAUUAAUGCAUGAAAACUCGGGAGGAUUCUUCAACAUCAAAAUAUGUACAUAUAAUGAUACCCUCCAAAAGGAAUACUGGUUGAAAUCACGUAUCUCUAUGAGAGCUUAUCCAGAUUCUUAUGCUUCCAUUAUUUCGAUAUUUAUUUUAGCGUUAAAAGCCAAGUGUAAAAUUUGACUUGGUAUACAUGUAUGUGUGUUCUAUCAGUAGAUAUCUUGAGUAAUUUUUUUCAACAAAAUUAGAAACAGAUACAAACCCAAACACUGAUUAUUCAAGAAUGUGGAUUUAUUAUUGAAGACCAAUUCCAUGAUAGGAGUUUCUGUUUUUAGAAAAGUGUAACAUCCUUUUAUUGGAGGUUGGUUGUUUGUAAUUUCAAUUCUGAUUACCACACACAGCUGCAGUAUAUUUCAGACUGGAUACCUCAGUCAGAGAUAAGGGUAUUGCAGAUUGAUUGGGAUGUAAGAACAAAGUUUUCAGCGAUUUCCGCCAAAGGAUAACAAUUGGUGAAGCAAAAUCGAAAAAUAUUUUUAC